UCGCACCGCCACCGAGACACCUCCGCCGCGGCACAGCGGGUGGGAGCGGCGGCCCGCACCUCCCCCCUGCCAAGCCCUGCUACCCCCUAUGGAGAGAAAGGUCCUUAAAGAGGGAAGAGAUGAACGGGGCGGUGAGGUGCUGGCGCGGCGUCGGGCGAGAGGGGGGGCGAGCAGAAGAGUGAUCAUGAAAGGUGUGUGGCUGGCAGCACUGCAGACAGAAGCUCAGCUCGUCCACAGAACAGUCUGGUAGAGAGGCACCAAUGAGGAACUUCCUGAAGUUUUAACCUCCACAUUCAUGUCAGUACUGCAUCAUGGCACAGCAAGGAAAUGUUGGUGAGCUCCUCUCAAUGCUGGAUUCUCCAAUUCUGGGUGUCCUGGAAGACAUAACAGCUGCAUUCAAGGAUAAUCUCAUCUGUGACCGUGGGCCUAUGCUGGUGAACAACCUGGUGGACUAUUACCUGGAAACCAACUCUCAGCAGGCACUGCAUAUCCUGUCCACGCUGCAGGAGCCUCAUGACAAGCAUCUACUGGACAAAAUUAAUGAAUAUAUGGGCAAAGCUGCUACUCGUUUACCCACCCUCUCUCUGCUGGGACACGUCAUUAGGCGACAACCAUCAUGGAAACAUAAACUUUCUCAAGCACCUCUCCUCCUUUCAUUGCUUAAAUGUCUCAAGACUGACACAGAUGUAGUAGUACUCACCACAGGUGUCCUAGUGCUAAUAACCAUGUUGCCAAUGAUUCCUCAGUCUGGCAAACAGUAUCUUCAUGAUUUCUUUGGUAUCUUUGGGCGUCUCUCAGCCUGGUGCUUGCAGAAUCCAGGUCAUGUGGCAGAGAUUUAUCUUGUCCAUCUCCAUGCCAGCGUUUAUGCUCUCUUCCAUCGUCUCUAUGGAAUGUAUCCUUGCAAUUUUGUCUCCUUUCUGCGUUCUCACUACAGUAUGAAGGAAAACUUGGAGACCUUUGAAGAGGUAGUCAAGCCAAUGAUGGAACACGUGCGAAUUCAUCCAGAAUUAGUGACUGGAUCUAAGGACCAUGAACUGGACCCACGAAGGUGGAAAAGACUAGAAACCCACGAUGUUGUGAUAGAAUGUGCCAAAAUCUCCUUGGACCCUGCAGAAGCCUCCUAUGAAGAUGGUUAUUACUCUGUGUCUCGGAAACUCUGCACAAGCUUAAAACAUCAUCAAACUGACUCCAGUGCCAGCUACUACAUUGACACACAGAGCAGCUAUGGAACUUCUACCCCAUACUCCACUCCUCGGCUAACACUAUCACAAAUGCCAGGGCAGCUACCUCAGAUUCUGAGCCCACGGUCGAUACGGCUGUCAACUGAGCCACAGCAGGUUACCAUCUGGAGUCCUUCUGCAGUUUGUGGUAUGACCACUCCACCAACCUCCCCUGGAAUUGUCCCAUCAGAUUCAUCCCAGUCUACAUCACAACCUUACAGCAAAGCCUUUGGCACAUCUGCAGGGGGCAAAGGAACACCUUUGGGAACGCCAGCCACGUCUCCUCCUCCGCCCUGCACCUCAGAUGACUUUGUGCAUGUGUCACUCUCUUCAGCUGCUGCCACGCCUCCUAAGAAGGAGGACAAACCAGAUCCUGGGAGGCCUUUACUGUACCGACAGCAAAAUGUCACAAACAGCGAUAAAUCAUUGGACACACCCGGUAGUAAAAGUUCAGUCACCUUAAGUGAUCUUCCAGAGUUUUUAGGUGGUUUGUCUUUCGAAGAUAGUGCUGAAAAGGACAGAGAGGAAGAUGCAAUAUCUAAAGAGAUCUCCGAGAUCACCACCGAUGCUGAACACAUGGUGCCUAGAGGAGGAUUUGACUCCCCGUUUUACCGCACAAAUGAAAGUCUGUCGGGCUCUCAAAAGAAGACCCAUUCGGUAGUCUCUGGUGUUCAGGGCCACAGUCAGACCUCUGAGCCUUUAACAUCUUCUCUGGACAAGUCUGGGCCUGAGAACGCGCGGGAAACACCCAAACAAACGUUUACUCCCAUCGACAAACCCUGCGGAGGCUCGGGAGAGAGCCCUGCUGGUAACAGGGAAGGAACUUCGGGGGAGACAAAUAUUCUCACUCCCAGCCCUUGCAAAGUACCAGCACAAAGGAGAGUGGUGGUUGGGAGUGGGCAGCCUCCCCUAUACGAGCACCUUUUUGAGGUUGCAUUACCAAAGACUGCCUACCUCUUUGUUGGCAAGAAGACUGAGGAGCUGCUAAAGAAAGCCAAGGGAAGCCAGGAGGAUGAUUUCAUGUCCUCUACUUCUCCUGUGGAAGUACUGGACAGGCUGAUACAGCAAGGAGCAGAUGCACACACUAAGGAGCUGAACAAAUUGUCUCUGCCAAGCAAAUCUGCUGACUGGACUCACUUUGGAGGUUCUCCCCCUUCAGAUGAGAUUCACACCCUGCGGAACCAGCUGCUGCUGCUGCACAACCAGUUACUGUACGAGCGCUUCAAGAGGCAGCAGCACGCCCUGCGCAACCGCCGCCUGCUGCGCAAGGUCAUCAAAGCAACGGCCCUGGAGGAGCACAAUGCUGCCAUGAAGGAUCAGCUAAAGCUACAGGAAAAAGAAAUCCAGGCCUUGAAACUGAGUCUGCAGAAAGAACAGGCAAGGUACCACCAGUUUCAGGAGGAACAUGAAAAUAUAGUGGCUCAGCUUCACAGCCAGAUCAGACAGCUGCAGCACGACCGGGAGGAAUUCUACAACCAGAGCCAGGAAUUGCAGACCAAGCUGGAAGACUGCAGGACUAUGAUUGCAGACCUGAGGUUAGAAUUAAAGAAGGCUAACAACAAGGUGUGUCACACUGAACUGCUGCUCAGCCAAGUGUCUCAAAAGCUUUCCAACAGUGAAUCGGUGCAACAGCAGAUGGAGUUCUUGAACAGGCAGCUUCUGGUUCUUGGGGAGGUCAAUGAGUUGUACCUGGAGCAGCUGCAGCACAAGCACACAGACACUACAAAGGAGGUUGAAAUGUUGCACGCUGCUUUCCGGAAAGAACUGGAGAAAGCAAAGCUCUGUGUUCAACAGCAAAGCCAAAGGCUUGAUGCUUCCCAGAAAAGGAUAGCUGAACUGGAAUCUCAGCUUGCUAAAAAGGACCACCUCUUCCUGGAGCAAAAGAAAUACCUGGAAGAUGUCAAAAUUCAAGCAAGAGGUCAGCUGCAAGCAGUGGAGAGUAGGUACAAGGCCCAGAAGAGAAUCACACAGGCAUUUGAGCUGGAGAUCUUGGAUCUGUUUGGCCGGCUGGAGAAGAGCAGCCUACUGAAAAAACUUGAAGAUGAUAAAACAGAAGCAGCUGAAGCAGCAGAAGAAAGGCUGGAUUGUGGUAACGAAGAUGCUGUGGUGGGAUACAGUGAAGAAACAAUUGGUAGAAAUGGCGAGACCAAACCUGCCAGCACUCGAGGCAGCAGUAGCAGUAAGGGGGGCAGCAGCAGCGAGCUCUCCACCCCAGAAAAACCCCAGAACCAGAGGUUCAGCAGUCGCUGGGAGACAUCCGUGUUGCUGGAGCCCUCGACUGCUGUCCCACUGACUGUAGGUUCACUCCCCAGCUCCAAGAGCUUCCUUGGAAUGAAGGCACGAGAGUUAUUUCGCAACAAGAGUGAGAGCCAGUGUGACGAGGAGGGUGUCACCAUCAACAGGCUUUCUGAUGCCCUAAAGACUGAACUCUCCAGAGAUCCCAGCAUGGAGACGAAGGCCCCUCCGAGCCCUGAUAACCUUAGCCUCUCGCCUAAGAUCCAGGAAAGCAGUGUUGGACAGCUUCAUAUCAUGGACUACAAUGAAACUCAUCAUGACCACAGUUAAAAAGGAAGAUAGUCAAUCAGUGUUAUUUUCAUAUUCUUGGCAUAGAACAGGGGGUGUGAAUGCAAGUUUAACUAAAAGCUUUUCUGUUUCUUUGGUCUGAGCAGCUGGCUCGUGCAGCGGAGUAGGAUCCAUGUCCAGGAGGCUGCUGAACGAAUGCAAAGUGGAUUUUGGGGGUCUGGAAUUGAAAUGCCCAACCUAACUUUUGCUUCUUUCUCAAACUCAGUCCUUAGCAGCGUGUACUAACCUGAAGGGACAGCUGUUAGCAUUUGCAAGGUUUUCUUCUUGGGUUUUUUUUCCCCUCCCUCCCCUUUCUCCCCACCCCCAGUGGAGUGGCUGCGUUUAUGAACUUGAGUGCAAUAUGAGGCCAAAUUAACAUUUGUGAGUCUCCUUUGAAUGCUUUGUUAUUUCCUUGCAAGCUUCCACUUUAGAGCAGUGAAUUGUGCUGCCUGGUCUGGGUGACUUUGGGUGCUCUCAUCCUGGAAAGAAGCAGCACUAGGAUUUCUAGUGCGUUCGUCUGAAGGUCUCUCUUUUGCCUGUCCCACAUCCCUCAGAGCCCAGGCUUCACUGAGGUGGACUCUGAAUACCUAAACCUUUAAAGGAGAGUGUACCUCUGCAAAAUGAUCCCCUUCACCCUAUUUCAUCAUCAUUGUUUAUAUUGUCCUUAACAUUUCCUGGGAAGUUCCAGUUGAGCAGACUGUGAGGCACUGGAGCUUGUAAUGCAGAAGAGCCCAUGGGUGCUGAAGCCUUCUUACAGCACGAGCUUCUGAUGGCGAUUGCCUGGCAGGCUGCUGCUGACCUCAGACUGCUUCCUGUGGGGAAGCAAUUGGGAUGGGAGAAGAGAGGGAAGGGGAAGCUUGACUUGAGUAGGGAGAGCAUGCAGGGCCUUUGUGUGGAGUUGCAAGCUUAUGAAGCUUUGCAGAGGAGCAUUUGCUUUUCUCAUCAGGGAGAUACCUGUGCUGCCUGACCCUCCCUCCUUGUCCUGAUUCUUUGGUUCCUGCUCUGAGCAAGAACAGAGUCCAAGAAAUUGGCUUCAUUCUUCCUGGGGAUAAGUUUUCAGGCUUGACUUACAGAAUGUGGUUUCCUUUGAGUGCUGUUUUGUUCAGGCUGCAGCAGGGUUUUCAGCUCAGCAAUGUCAGUUUGGCUCUAAGUAUCUUUUCUUACCCUCACCCUGCUUCCUUAGCAGAUAAGGCUGAGGAAGAAGCCUGCUCAAGCUCUGAACUCUGCCACGAAGCCUUUCUGUGUUGAUCAUGUUUUAAGUCAACAAUGAACCUUCUGUGAAAGGAGGAUUGUGGGCUCAAGGCUUGUCAGUGGUCAGACUCCAUCUCUUGUGUGAGAGAGAAGGGCCUGCUGCUGGGCAGGCAGCAAGCUUGUUCCAAGUGUUGGGUAUGUGUGGGGCUGGGGGUGCUCAGGCGUAUCAGGCUUCACAGUGUCCUGCAUCGUGCAUGGCCUCAAACCUGCAGUGGGUGGCAGCUGCUGUUGAAGAAUUGUCUCAGAUACAAAUCAAGUCCAAGUACACUUUGCAGCACAGAUCCCUCCUUAACCUGACCGGGGCAGGAGUCUGUCAGAGCAGCUGGCAGUACGCUAAUGUGUGCCUGAUGGGACCUGUCCUCUCCUUUCCACCCCUCCCGAGGGUCUAAAUACAUUUCUGCCUCUCAGAAUUCUCCUCAGUGUCCCUUUGGUUGGUCAGUUCCUAACUCUGGAAGUAAAGGUGAACUUCAGUGGUUUUGUCCAAGCUUGAAUCUGCAUGGCAUAGAAAAUAGCAAGUUGGUUGUAAGUGACAGGCUGGUUUUGUCGACAUGUCCCUAGGCUUUCUAAGACGUAGCAGUAGCAGACGUGGUAGAGAGUAUGUUUUGGUGAGAUUUGGAGGUUUCCUGCCCCUUGCCCCCCACCAGGUCCCAGCCCCAGGAGUUGGAAUUGUUUGCACAUUGCUCUUGAAGGCUUGGCUCAGCCUUUGGUUGGGCUGGAGGAGCUCCUUCACCUCUCACCCUUCAGCUUCUUGAGUUGCUAACUGAGGAGAGGAGGAUAUUUUCCUGGUCAGCGCUUCCUUGGUGGCUACCACAGAGCUUGAUGCUAAAGUGACUUUUGGGCUGGGCUUUUGGCUUGGUUUGUUUUGUUCUUUUCCAAAAGGAUUUUAGCACCAGGAUUAAGUAACAAAAACCACUUUAGCUUUGGUUAUGGACCACAAAGAUUAUUAGAGGAACAAAUUUUGCCAUUCUCUCUUUUUUUUUUUUUGUCUUAAGUCUAAAAACUUCUGGAUCUGCUUUCUGUAGUUAACUUUGCAGUUUGUCUGAGGGGGAGGGUGUCCCAUCAGCGAAAUGGAAACAGAUUGAAUGUCUCCUUUCUUUUUCUGUUGGUUUUAAAACUGACUGCUUUUAGUUAAACCUCAAAUUGCUGUCUUUCUUUUUUUUUUGGUCAAGUUAACCUGUUCCCUGCCUCGCUCUUCGUAAGCAUGUUUAAAACAAUCCACGUUAAGAUGCCAUAAAUAUGAAGUCCGAGGAAAUGGUACAAUCUUAAGCUAAAGAGAACUUUAAACCAAAAGGAAGUUUUGCUCUCCUUUAUUAGAAUGUUCUAAAAUGUCAAGGCAGUUGCUUGUGUUUAACUGUGAACAAAUAAAAUGUAUUGUUUUGCACUA
This is a messenger RNA of Pogoniulus pusillus (Red-fronted tinkerbird), 6417 nucleotides long. It is a transcript of the gene TSC1, whose product is annotated as TSC complex subunit 1. The transcript has 23 exons. Gene Ontology annotation, cellular component: TSC1-TSC2 complex. The record is from RefSeq and is a predicted model, not a curated record. The coding region runs from base 312 to 3785 and encodes 1157 amino acids. Gene Ontology annotation, biological process: negative regulation of cell population proliferation; regulation of cell cycle; negative regulation of TOR signaling. NCBI's taxonomy places the organism in Eukaryota, Metazoa, Chordata, Aves, Piciformes, Lybiidae.